ACGCAGCGAGCUGGCGGCGCGGGUCGGCCGGGGCGCGAGCGUGCGCAGUGGGUAUUAGGCCGUGGCUCCAGCCAGGGCGGCGGAGCUCGGGAGGAGCGGUGUGGACGGCCGGGGGCGGGGACGCUGGGCGGCGGGCGUGGCCGGAGUUGCGCGCCGCUGGCUGACGCGCGGUCCCGAUAGAAAGGAGAAGGAGGGGCCCCGGGGGUGACGGUGCGGAGCCGCUGCCAGCGCUGGGCUACAGUCGGCGGUCGUAUCUGAGGAGCAGGAGGGCCGGAGGCCGAGGCAGCGACGCGGGCACCCGGAUCCCCCGAGCGAGUGGCGGCAGCGUCUGGUCAGGCGGGAGACGCUGCCCAGCCGUGGCGGGGAAGAUGUUUAGCGUGGAGUCGCUGGAGCGGGCGGAGCUGUGCGACAGCCUCCUCACUUGGAUCCAGACAUUUAAUGUGGAUGCACAAUGCCGGACUGUGGAAGAUUUGACGAAUGGGGUUGUGAUGGCCCAGGUUCUUCAAAAGAUAGAUCCUGCAUAUUUUGAUGAAAAUUGGUUAAACAGAAUCAAAACUGAAGUAGGAGAUAAUUGGAGGCUAAAGAUAAGCAAUUUAAAGAAAAUAUUAAAAGGAAUCUUGGAUUAUAAUCAUGAGAUUUUAGGACAGCAAAUUAAUGACUUUACCCUUCCUGAUGUGAACCUUAUUGGGGAGCAUUCUGAUGCAGCAGAGCUCGGAAGGAUGCUUCAGCUCAUCUUAGGCUGUGCUGUGAACUGUGAACAGAAGCAAGAGUACAUCCAAGCCAUUAUGAUGAUGGAAGAAUCUGUUCAACAUGUUGUCAUGACAGCCAUUCAGGAGCUGAUGAGUAAAGAAUCUCCUGUCUCUGCUGGAAAUGAUGCCUAUGUUGACCUCGAUCGCCAGCUGAAGAAAACUACAGAGGAACUAAAUGAAGCUUUGUCAGCAAAGGAAGAAAUUGCUCAAAGAUGCCACGAAUUGGAUAUGCAGGUUGCAGCAUUGCAGGAAGAGAAAAGUAGUUUGUUGGCAGAGAAUCAGGUAUUAAUGGAAAGACUCAAUCAAUCUGAUUCUAUAGAAGAUCCUAACAGUCCAGCAGGAAGAAGGCAUUUGCAGCUCCAGACUCAAUUAGAACAGCUCCAAGAAGAAACAUUCAGACUAGAAGCAGCCAAAGAUGAUUAUCGAAUACGUUGUGAAGAGUUAGAAAAGGAGAUCUCUGAACUUCGGCAACAGAAUGAUGAACUGACCACUUUGGCAGAUGAAGCUCAGUCUCUGAAAGAUGAGAUCGACGUGCUGAGACAUUCUUCUGAUAAAGUAUCUAAACUAGAAGGUCAAGUAGAAUCUUAUAAAAAGAAGCUAGAAGAUCUUGGUGAUUUAAGGCGGCAGGUUAAACUCUUAGAAGAAAAGAAUACCAUGUAUAUGCAGAACACUGUCAGUCUAGAGGAAGAGUUAAGAAAGGCCAACGCAGCACGAAGUCAACUUGAAACCUACAAGAGACAGGUAGUAGAACUACAAAAUAGAUUAUCAGAAGAAUCAAAGAAAGCAGAUAAACUAGAUUUUGAAUAUAAGCGGCUAAAAGAAAAAGUUGACAGUCUUCAAAAAGAAAAGGAUAGACUGAGAACAGAAAGGGAUUCUCUGAAGGAAACCAUUGAAGAACUUCGUUGUGUACAGGCUCAAGAAGGGCAGCUCACAACUCAAGGGUUAAUGCCUCUGGGAAGUCAGGAGUCUUCAGACAGUCUAGCUGCAGAGAUUGUUACACCUGAAAUCAGGGAGAAACUUAUUCGUCUUCAGCAUGAGAAUAAGAUGUUAAAACUUAACCAAGAAGGUUCAGACAAUGAAAAAAUAGCCUUAUUGCAGAGCCUUCUAGAUGAUGCAAAUCUACGCAAGAAUGAACUGGAGACAGAGAAUAGGCUAGUGAAUCAAAGACUUCUGGAAGUACAGUCACAAGUUGAAGAAUUGCAAAAAUCUUUACAGGAUCAAGGCUCAAAAGCAGAAGAUUCAGUCCUUCUAAAAAAGAAGCUUGAAGAACAUCUAGAGAAGCUGCAUGAAGCCAAUAAUGAACUACAGAAGAAAAGAGCCAUUAUUGAAGAUCUCGAGCCAAGAUUUAACAACAGCUCCUUAAAAAUUGAAGAAUUACAAGAAGCUUUACGAAAGAAAGAAGAGGAAAUGAAGCAAAUGGAAGAACGAUAUAAAAAAUACUUAGAGAAAGCCAAAAGUGUUAUUCGUACUUUAGAUCCUAAACAGAAUCAAGGAGCAGCACCAGAAAUACAAGCUCUUAAAAAUCAGCUCCAGGAACGAGACCGACUAUUUCACUCAUUAGAGAAAGAAUAUGAGAAAACAAAGAGUCAAAGAGAGAUGGAAGAAAAAUACAUUGUUAGUGCCUGGUAUAAUAUGGGAAUGACUCUGCAUAAAAAGGCAGCUGAAGAUAGACUGGCAAGCACAGGCUCAGGGCAGUCGUUUCUGGCAAGGCAGAGGCAAGCGACCAGCAGCAGAAGAUCGUACCCAGGCCAUGUGCAGCCGGCUGCAGCAAGGUAGAAAAGUACUGCUGCUCAAACACAGCAGUACAGACACAUGCACCCACAGCAUACUUCUGUUACACACAACAUUUCAGGAAGCUCAGCCAGCUUAUUUUUUGUUUCUCUUCUAUGUCAAUACUUAGUGUUUCUCAUUCUGAGGACUUUUUCUCUCUCCUGUAACUUUGUUUUACUUUCUUUGGUUCUUAUUUUGUAGUCCUUUCAGUUCUUUUUAAUGUGCCAAAAAUUUGUACAUGUCCAAUUAAAAAUGUUGUAUAAUAGUGUAAUACUUUUCUUUGUAUGAAAAUGUCCUCUUCCUCAAAGGUGUAGGCUUUGUAAUGAAUUAGAUUUUCUGCCAAUAAUUAUAUACAAUUUAUAUUCUUUAUUGUGCCUGUGUGUUACCAUGCUUUAUAAGAAUGUCUUUGUUUAAAGGGAAUUAAUCUUUUUAUGAUGUAUUAAUCUGUGUUUUCAGUUGUUUUCCAAGUACAGUUCAAAUAACUUGCAUAUUUACUCUACAAAAUGGUUAACAGGUGUUCUUUUUGCAAAGACAUAAAUUCAUUGGCAGAGGUGCUAAGCAUAUCUUCCCUAAGGCACCUGAUAGAAUUAUUUGAAGAAAAAAGAGUUUUCACAUUGUUUUAUAGGAAAUUAAAUUUGCCCAAAGAUUUGGAGACUGUUUUGUAAGCAUAAAUACAUAAAAUUUCAUUAUUUCCUGCUAUCUGGUUUGCUGGUAGAAAUGAAUGUAUUGGUAAGGUAUUUUGGGAUAAAUUACAAAAGAAAAAAUAUCAGGCACUACAUUAAUUUGUUGUUGUUGUUUUGGAAUAUCUUAUGGAUCAGAUUCUAGCAAUGUGAUUGACAUUUAUAUUAUACCUUCCGUUUCUCUUCAUAUCUAAAAGAGUUAAUCUUUCAUAUAUGUACAAGUUAUUGGUAGCCUUACCUUUUGGACUAUUUGUUGACUUAUGCCUCAUUUGUUUUACUUAUUCCUUAAUAUAAACCCUUCCAUUUUUUAAUAAUUUCUAACACUUGACAUCUUAAUAUCAGUCAUUAACAUUAGUAACUUCUUAUAUGUUAUAUCAUGACAGAUCUCUUUAUGUUUUUUUCUCACAUCUAUCUGCUAGUCCAGGAAUUUGUUACUAAAUAGAUUCUCUUGGGUAUCUGGUUGCCUCAAAGUGCUUACAUUUGUUAACAGAUUGUAAACCCCGUUUAUUUACAUUGAUGAAUGGGCUGUCAAUGAGUAAUCGUUGUAAAGCACUUAUAUAUAAGCUGCUAUAUAAAUGCAAAAUAUCAUUCAUUUAAAAAUGAAAUGCCUUCUAACUUUCCAUAUUGACUUAUGUAUUUGGUCCCAAAUUAUAUUUAAGUUUUCCUCCAGUCUUUUUCUUGCAACAUAGUCCAUUUUUUGAAAGCAAAAAAUUUCUGAAAUAAGAUUAUGGUAUUUUUUAUUUUUAGAGAGGUCACCUAAUAUAGGAGGAUGUCUUCUCAUGUACUUGCUAUUUGGAAGUUCAGGUUUCAUUUAGUUAUUUAUGUUAAAUACAAAUAAGUAACCUCAAAUCAAGCUAAAUGUAAUUAAGAAUUUUCAGAAACUAUAUCAAGUGUUUGAUUUUUAAAUCCUUACUUUUUAAUAAGAAAGUUGACCUAAAAAUCAGUAGUAUUUUUGUUUGUCUUCAGAAGCCAUGGUUGAAGAAACAUAUUAGAAUAUACACAGAAAUGAAUCCAUACAUUCCAUACAUUGUGCUAAUUUUUUACAUUAAGUACAGAAGUCUGAGCGCAGCCUGAAUGCUUCUGCCUGAUGAGACCACAAAGCAGUCAGUCAGGGAUAAAUGGAGACAGCCAUGAGUAGAAUUGGUGUAAGGCUUCAGGAGGCUAUGCAGUCCUGAUCAAUGUAGAAAGUUUUGAAAGUAAAAGAUUAAAAACUAUUUCAGAGAGUUCUUACCCCUACCUGUAUUUCACAAAUAGCUUGAGGAUCCAACUGGUUUUUAAAACAAAUUGGGGCCAGGCCUGGUGGCUCACACCUGUAAUCCCAUUUGGGAGGCUUAGGUGGGGGUGGAUCACUUGAGGUCAGGAGUUUGAGACUAUUCUGGCCAACAUGGUGAAACCCCAUCUCUACUAAAUUACACAAAUUAGCUAGAUGUGGUGGCACAUGCCUGUAAUCCCAGCUUGGGAGGCUGAGGCAGGAGAAUCACUUGAACCCAGGAGGCAGAGACUGCAGUGAGCCGAAAUCGCACCACUGCACUCCAGCCUGGGUGACAUAGCGAGACUCCAUCUCAAUCAAUUAAUCAGUCAAUCAAUAAAGCAAACUGGGAUGUGAGCCCUAACCUUGGCAAGUUAAAAUUUGGGGAAAUAAAUAAAUAAAGCAAAUUGGGAUGUGAGCACUAACCUUGGUAAGUUAAAAUUUUGGGGAAAUUGUACCUGCAGAAUAUGAUCAAUGAAAACAAGAGCCGGGCACAUUGUCUUAUGCCUGUAGUCCCAGCACUUUGGGAGGUGGAGGCAGGCACAUCAUCUGAGGUAAGGAGUUCAAGAUCAGCCUGGCCAACAUGGUGAAACCCGGUAUCUACUGAAAAUACAAAAAAUUAGCCAGGCAUGGUGGCACGUGCUUGUAGUCCCAGUUACUCAAGAGGCUGAGGCAGGAGAAUCGCUUGAACCCCACUUGCCAUGACCUGAGGUUGCGUUAUUGUACCCCAAAUGGGUGACAAGAGCGAAACACUGUCUCAAAAAAAAAAAAAGUCUGUGAACUACUCACUGAAUGGAUUUUGUUCUGUGAGAUGGGAGGUUUUGAUUUUCAUUUUCUAUUUAUGCCCCCAGUCCUAGUCUCCUACCCAUCCAGCUACCCAGAUACUUUUCUCUGAGUUGGAAAGGCGCCAAGCUUUUACUUCUGACUUUUCUUUUUUUUUCCCCAAGAUGGAGUCUUGCUUGUUGCCCAGGCUGCAGUGCCAUGGUGCGAACUUGGCUCACUGCAGUCUCCACCUCCCAGGUUCAAGCAAUUCUCCUGCCUCAGCCUCCCAAGUAGCUGGGAUUACAGGCACCUGCCACCAUGCCCAGCUAAUUUUUGUGAGUUAAUAGAGACGAGCUUUCACCAUGUUGGCCAGGCUGGUUUCCAACUCCUGAACCUCAUGAUCCACCCUCCUCUGCCUCCCAAAGUGCUGGGAUUACAGGCGUGAGGUCACUGCACCUGGCCAUACUUCUGACUUUUCUUCAGCAUCUGUUAUAUGCUGUUAUUUUGAUGUUUACAUUUAAAACUUUCAUUCUCCUUUACUGUACCUAUAAAAUGUAGUAUAUUAGUUUCAUUACAUAGGAGAAAUUGUAUUUCUAAUCAUUUUAUGACAUUUAAAAACAAAGCAGGCUUUUGUAAAAAAAUAAGAUGAAAUAGCUUCUGAAUAUACUUUAGGUAUCAGAGAGCCAAAAAUAAAACUGAACUAUAACGGUGGCAACUCCAUGUCCUGUGUCCAGCUUUGGACAGGGUUUAUGACAUUUUUGUAUCUUUAGUAAUGAUUAAUGAUUUCUUAAGAGGUUUGUCAUGUUGUAUGGUCUAUCGAAGUUUAAGACACUAGGAGCUUUGUCUCAUUGUGAGUGAUGUUGUGCUGUAUUUUUGCAAACUACUGGCACAGCAGCUUCCUGAGCCACAUUGGCUUGUGCAGUGGAGCUUGUGCCAGCACCAGCAUGAAGUAAGUGCAGGGUUGCUGUGUUGGGUUGGACGCCAGCGUGAAGUAAGUGUAGGGUUGCUGUGUUGCGUUGGAGCAUGCUGUCACCACAGUGAAGUCUUAAAAACAGCAAGCUCAUUUUCUGUUUUCCUUAUAACCAGGGUGAGAAAAUACAAAAUAAAGAACUAAGGAAUAUUAAAGCCUAGCAUUUAUGUUCUACAGUGUGUUUUAAAAGUUUGUAAUCCAGAAAAUAUAGUAGUGUAUAUCUGAAAAGAAUAAGGUACACAAUUUUACAUAUAUAAAAGAACUUGAAAAACUCUGUCAUAUCUUUUACCAUUUGUCUAUUUGAUAGUAAUGCAGAAAAAGAAGUCCCUAAAGACUCUGUGUGUCAAAAUAUACCAAGAUUAACAUUUCUAUUAGACAUCCUUAACCUGCUAUAAUUGGUUUAAUGAGAUGAUUAGGCUAUAAUAAGGAUGAAAUUGCUGUCUGUAAUUUUGUUGAGGUUUUAUUGUUGAUAUAAUAAAAGCUUAACUGUACAAAAUUAAGUUAAAUAUUAUCUAGUCAGAAACAUCAGCCUGUAUAUUCCAGUAAUUCUCACAAAAGAAUGAAAAUUUAUGCUACUAUGCAAAUAGAUCAGUAGUGAGUGGUUCUUUUCUUUUCUUUUUCUGUUUUUUUUGAGACUGUUUGCACUGUCACCCAGGCUGUAGUGCAGUGGCAUGAUCUCGGCUCACUGCAAUCUCUGCCUCCUGGGUUCAAGCAAUUCUCCUGCCUCAGCCUCCCGAGUAGCUGGGACUACAGGUGUGUGCCACCAUGCCCAGCUAAUUUUUUUGUUUUUUAGUAGAGAUGGGGGUUUCACCAUGUUGGCCAGGUUGGUCUCCAACUCCUGACCUCAGAUGAUCCACGCGCCUCAACCUCCCAAAGUGCUGGGAUUAUAGGCAUGAGUUACUGUACCCAGCCUCCUAUCUCCUUUUCAAAAGUAGCAGUUUGGCUUAUUGUUGUUAGCUAAGUAAAGCUUUGAAAUAUUUUUCAACCUCUCUUGCUCCCUCACUAACAUUCAUCUGUUGUUUUAAUGAUAACAGCAUGUUAAAAACUUGGAAAUCUUUAUAAGAAUUAUCUUGAAACAGAAAUCUAAAUUAUUUUUCAAAAUUCUCUUAACUCUGCGUUUAGUCUUUUAUUGUCCAGAUUUCUGACUCCAGGAGGUUUAUAGUUAUCUCCAGUUGGAUCGUGUGUGAUUUAUCUGAAAAAGCAUCCACAACCCACAGCUAGUUAAAACCUAGCUAGUUUACAGCCACGUGGUUAAGAACAUCUUUGAGUCUAAAGUGAGAGGAGAGUACUAGCAUCUUGCUUUUUGCUGAGGGUAGAAUAACAACAUGAAGACAAAAUGCUCUUUGUUAUCUAUUCAUGAAACUGUAGAAGAAUAUUUUGAGUUUUUAUCCUUAUAUUAUGAAGGGAUUCUUUGCCUAGCAGUGGCGGUCAAACUGAUAUAGCAUUGUACUUCUUAACAGUGAAGCCUGUGUGAUACCCUACAGUAGGAUGAAGACUAUACUGAGCAAAAUAAAAUGGGAUGUCAGAAUCUUCGAAAAUUAUCUUAUCACUUUUUCUGUUUUUUUCAUUUUUAUAAAUCAGAAGGAUUUUCCAUUCAAUAAAGAUACUCUCUCUUUCUAUAAUUCUGUCAAAAUGGCAGUUUAUUUUUGUAAUUAUCCAACCAGAGGUUUCAGAGCUUAUUAUAACUAUAAUGAUUUGAAUGUUUUAUAUCACGAAGUUUUUUUCUAUGAGGAAGGCUAUUCUCAAUGUAUCUGUUACCCAAUGUUUUACUUUCUAUAAAGAACAUUUAAAUAGUAAUUGGUGUAUGUUCCUUUUAUUGAAAAUGUUUUAUUGUCCAGUUUUAGCACAGAAAUGGUCUAAAGUUUUGCAGCAAAUGCUGUUCAGUUCCCAGAAGCCUAAAAAACAUAACAUAAUAUGCUGCUAACAGAGUUAAUUUCUCCCCAAUCCCUCAAAUUACCGAAGUAUUAAUAUUUAGCUUUCUUUCUAGAAAACAAAGGGCAGUACAAGUGGGAUGGCAUCCAUCUCUUUUAAAUCACUGACGAUUUUCUGAGGAAGUAUGUAUAAAUUAUUUUGUUUUUUAAAUAGCCUUUUAUCAAACCAAUUCACGUGUAUUAUCUUUAUGACUGCAGAAACUUAUAAAACAUAUUUAAUUACUGUUGACUUAAAACAUGAGCAUCCUUGGAUUCUUUACAUUGCACUGAAAUUAUAGAAAAAGGGACAUUCAUUUGAGAAACAAGAGACCUGAACCUAAUUAUGGCAAGUAUAUGAGUUUUGGUGAUUGUGAGUGGUCGUAAAUGUUUCCUAUGAUAGAUAAAUAUGUAGAUCAGGAAUUAACUUGAAGUCUCUUCAGAAGUUUUCUGUUUUCUUACAAUUUCCAGUAAUACUCCGCAAGAUAAAUUUAUAGAUAUAGAUCAGGAAUUACUUGGUGUCUCUUCAGAAGUUUUCUGUUUUCUUACUUCCAGUCUGAAAGACUUGGUUUGCAUGCUGUGUGUGUUUGCAUGAGAAUAGGAAUCUAAGAUCAUAAUGGAAGGCUAUUAAGGCAAAUUCAUUCCUAGAAAGUGGAGUGGAUCAUUGGGAAAAGAAAUAGCCUAAUUAUAAACAAAUAUGCAGACAGAGGGAAGUCCUAAUACAAUGAAAGCUUGCACUAUCUAAACAAAUGUUCCCAAAGUAAAAGUUUGCAUAAAAUCUUCUGUCUUUAUUACAUGAUCAUUCAGUAAAAGAGUAGACAAAAAUCUUAUUUUCUAAUUGUCCUUCCCUUCAUUGAGUAUUAACUAGGCACAUAAUGUAAUUGUAUAUGUUUUUAGCAAAGGAAAAAACACUUGUUUUCAUUUUGAAACUGUUGAGCUAUUACUAAAGCUCAGAAAGUGAUUUUAGGUCUCUAAAGUGGUUUAGCUAAGCAUACUCUGAUUUGAUGAGAUGAGAAGAAAUCUACAGUGGCUGAAUAUCGUGACAAACUUGGUGUUACCUAGAUCUGCCUUAUCUAGUUUGCAAGCCUUAGACUCAAUUUUAUGUCCCUCUUAUUUACACAAAGUAUCCCCACACAGUUUUGUUCAAAAUGAAGGCAAAAGUAGGCAUUUUAAAAAUAUAUUCAACGUUGCGCCUUUAUGUAUCCUGAUUAUCUGCGGGCUCAGAAUUAGGUGCUUAGGAUCUGAAGAUGAGAUCACAGGUGUCCACGGCCUCAAAGUUUGGGUCCAUAGGACUAUCAAAUCUGAAUUAUAUCUACUUAGAGUUUAGAGAAGGAAUUAAGUGUCAUGAGAAAAGCAACUGCUAUAUAAGAAAAAGAAAACUACCAAAGCAUGUUAAAGCUUUAACAUGGGAGACUUCCAAGUGGGAGUUACCACUUGAGUAGUAACUAACUUGAUGAAGGAAAAUAAUUACUUUAGCAGUUAUGUUGUAAAAUUAAUAAAAAAGACAUGUUUAUUCUGAUGUAUUUGUCAACCCAUAGAUAGUGAUUACUACAUGUACAUUCUACAGUGUAUUUAUUUAGUGUCUUAAUAUUAUUUACUGUUACUUCUAGUCAUUUAUGUAGUAUAUUUUACUGUAAGAUUUAUAGCACUUUACUAAUAUUAGAUCAUUAUUUUCCCUCUUCCCCUCUACCUUUAUGGAAUUUUCUAUUAUCUUAGGAAUCUAAAGGUCUAAGUCUAGAAAUCUGUUCAAAGCUGAGUUGGAGCUACUGGGCAUGAGUUACUUUUUACAUGUCUCUUAAAAAAGACUCUUUUAUAAUGUAAUAUUUCGCAGCCAAAUCCUUUCAAAUGCAAACGCCCUUGAAACUUGAUGCUUUCUGAAGUUGUAUUCAUAAAAAAUGUCCCAUCUUAUUGUUAAUCAGAAGAUGUUCCUACCUUUGGUUUGCCUGCUUCCUGAAAUACAAACCUGUAGAUUGCCUCUAACUUCAGCAGUACCUCCAUCACUGCAUGUACCUAAAAACGAGAAAGCCGAAUUCCAGGAGCUGUCAAGUCAAGAGGAUCAGGAAAAUGGUGGGGAAGAGGUGACUGGAAAGGCAGGUACUAAAGAUGGCGGGCUGCAAAGCAUUCUGAGUUCCCUUGUAACAGAUAGGUUUUGUGAACUUGGCCAUUUUCUGUUUUUCUUUUCUUUUCUUUUUGAGAUAGAGUCUUACUCUGUUGCCCAGGCUGGAGUCCAAUGGCAUGAACUAGGCUCACCGCAACCUCUGCCUCUUGAGUUCAAGAGAUUCUCCUGCCUCGGCCUCCCAAGUAGCUAGGAUUACAGGAAUCUGCCACCACACCUGGCUAAUUUUGUAUUUUUAGUAGAGACAAGGUUUCUCCAUGUUGGUCAGGCUGGUCUUGAACUCCCGACCUGAGGUGAUCCGCCUGUUUCGACCUCCCAAAGUGCUGGGAUUAUAGGUGUGAGCCACCAUGCCCAGUGAACUUGGCCAUUUUCUUACAUUCAUAAUAGCAAGGUUUUCAGCUUGUUCUACCAAGAGACUUUUUUUAGGAGCCAGGACUUCUCCAUUUGUAACUUGACUAUAUUAAUAUUCAAAUCAUAGUUCAAAAGUACUGAAAUACUUGUCACAUAAAUAUGGACACAAUUACUGCCAAAGAAUAGAGAGAUUUGCUCAAAAGAACAUUCUGUCAGUUGUUUUGUUCUGUUUUUAGAGGAGAGAUGUGCUUUUUUUUUUUUUUAAAUAGACGGGGUUUAACCAUGUUGGGCAGGCUGGUCUUAAACUCCCCACCUCAGGUGAUCCGCCCGCCUUGGCCUCCAAAGUGUUUGGAUUACAGGCGUGAGCCACCACGCCUGGCCUGAGAUGUGCUUUUAUAGUGCAAGACGUUUCUCUUCUGCCUUACACCUCUGUUCUACUGACGUGUAGCUCACCUAGAACACAGUAAUGCUGAAAUAGAGAAGUCUAGACCCUGGCCUUUGAGGGAAAGGUCUGCUUUUUUUCUCUCCCAAAGUAAAAAAUUAAAAGUGAACCAUAACACAUAAGGAUGAAAUACAGUGUUCUGAAUAUCUUCCACUAAGUAAUUGUUGAAUGAGUAAGUCUCUAUUUUAACUUCCAUUUUCUGGUUAACCUAGACAAGAGUAGAUUAUAGAUAAUUCAGUAGCUGCAUGUGGCAGUUAAAAUUAAGUAAAAUUAAAACUAUAGUUUCUCAGUGGCCUAGCCACAUUUCAAGUGUUCCACAGUCACAUGUCAAUAGUGGUUACCUAUCAGCACAGAUAUAAAACAAUUCCAAUAUUGCAGAAAAUGCUAUUUGACAGCGUUUUUAAUGCCCAGAGAGAAAAUAAGAACAAAGUAAAGGCAGUGAAGUAACUUAAUACAACUCUGAAAUUUUACCACCAUACUUAGAAAAAUUUUUAUCUUAUAAAAGUUAAUACCAGUCCUUUUUAAGGACCUUGGAAAAAUCAAAACCCCAUUCCUUUAAGCUAGUCUUCAGUAUAUUAUUUUUUGAGAACAGAUUCUCAGUAUUUUAUUUUUCAAGUGAUAACAUUAUUUUAUAAAUCAUUUCUUAAUAUCUUCAGUGUUUUUUCUUUUUUUAUGUACUCAUUAAAUUGAUAUAUAAAUUGGGCAUGGUAGCUCAUUCCUGUAGCCCAAGCUACUCCAGAGAUUGAGAUGGGAGGAUGCUUAAACCCAGGAGGUUCAGGCUGUGGUGAGGUCUAAUCACACCUGGGUGGCAAAGCAAGACCCCUGUCUCUAAAAAAUAUAUAAUAUAAAUUGAUGUUAUAAAGCUAACAUUUAUCAAGCAAAUUUAUAUGAAUGCUUAAUUUAUUUCAAAUAAAGAUUGAUAAAUUUCUUGAUAUCCUAACUUUUAAAUUUACUUAGAUUCAAUGAAAAUUGCCAACAGUCUUUUUUGUUUGUUUCUGUCCCUUAAACAUUUCUCCUGAAAGUCGACCUCAAAAGUACAUCAAGGCACAAACAAUUUUUUUGUUUAUCUUCAUAGCUUCCUGCUCUUAUUAACUUGUAUUAUGAAUCACAUUAAGUUUUAUGUAUGAGGCAUUUACUAUUCCAGGGACUUAGCUAAUGAAAAGUAUUAAUUUACUUGGCCUGUUACUAAAGUGCUUAACAUAGCUAAAUGGAUCUAACAUGUCUAAAUUUUUUAAUAGAAAUAAGGAACUAACCAAAAUCCUUUUGAGUCAGCUUGGUGCUUAGUUAGAAUUAUUUUGUUAGGAAGUCUUGAUGCUUUCCUCUUUCUCUUUAAAUUUUUGUAAUCAAGCAACAGACUUGAUCCAGCAGUAUCAAAUUCUAAGCAAGUUAUGAUUAAAUUUUUAAUUGUAGUUCAAGUACAGGUGAGUAAGUGGUGUGACUUCAGUUUAUUAUCUUCUUGGUGACCUACUUUAAUAUGUAUUCUGUAGUGAUUCAUAUUAGUUAAGUAAAGUUUUCAAUAUGCUUGAAAUAAGAAAUAGCAUUUUACUCUGAAUAUAGGAAAUGACUGUACACAAAUGCCAAUCAGUGAUUUGGGGCCUUUUAAUAUUUUUAACAGCAACCUUUUAUUUAUUUAUUUGUUAUUUUUUUGAGAUGGUGUAUCCCUCUGUCGCCAGGCUGGAGUGCAGUGGUGUGAUCUCAGCUCACUGCAACCUCCACCUCCCGGGUUCAAGCAAUUCUCCUGCUUCAGCCUCCCGGGUAGCUGGACUACAGGUGCGUGCCACCACACCCAGCUAAUUUUUAUAUUUUUAAUAGAGAUAGGGUUUCACUAUGUUGGCCAGGAUGGUCUCGAUCUCUUGACCUUGUGAUCUGCCCACCUCGGCCUCCCAAAGUGCUGGAAUUACAGGCAUGAGCCACCGCGCCCGGUUCCAUCUUUUAUUUUUUAAUAGCCUUCGUUAUUUAUAAUUCAAAUGCACUAAAAUAUCAUCACUGUCAUGAACUUUGCUGUUUUACAGGUUCUGUGUAAUUCAGAAUGCUUUGUACUUAGAAAAUAACUUACUACGUUUAUUUUGUUUUGCAAUUUUCAUGUUUUGACAAUUGCCCACCAUUUAUAACACUCAAUUUUUGAUUAUGUAAUGGAUGGUAAAAUUUAAACAUAUCUAAUAAUAAUUUGCCUUAGUUUGAUUGAUAAAUUAUAUCAAAAAUUUGGGGAUAGAAAUAGGCUUUUUUUCCCCAUAGUAUUUUUUAAACUUUUUAGAUGAGCUGGACGACCUUAGUACAUUAUUGCUGGAGUUGUAUUGAGUACAGCCCCACCUCUGAAGCCUUAUAUUCAUGUCUUAAGUACUAUCGAUUAUUCUGUGAAUUGUUGUUAGUUUCAUAUUUGACAUUGUAGUAACCACCUUGCAUUUUAGUCUUUGCAAAAAGGAUAUAGCUAGGUAUAUUCUUAUUUCUGAUAGACUAUUGAAUUUACAUUUUCACAAUUUCAUUCUUUGUCAUUAUAAUCCAAAAACAAUGUCCACAUCGGACCUGGAACUUAUCACUUCAAAAAUGAAAUACAGAUUUAGCAAUGUUGUACAUAAUAAUGUUCAAGCAUUUUUCCACCUGUUUACUGAGUUUUCCAACCAUUUACUAUGUGUUGAGAUUGGUGGGUUUUCUUGCUGUUUUUCUGAGGUGAAUGACUAGUUAAAGAGCCUCAGUAAGAAAUUUUAACUAAAAUCACAAAAACAUAAAGUCCAGGAAACCACCAGAAGAUGGAUUUUUAGUGUUUUUGAAAUCUUAUAUUUUGAUAUCACUUACUCCUUUUUAUUUUCCGACUGCCAAUUAAUUAUGGUAUUAUAUGUAUGUGUUUAUAUGUAUGCAUAUAAUAUAUGUAUAUGUAUAUGAAGAAUAAAGUUAAGAUUUGGUCAAACUAUAUUUUCCCAUUCAAGUACAAAAAUGUUUUCAAGGCUGCAAAAAGUGUACAGUUGUUAAACAAGUUGUAAAUAAAGACUUGUAUAAAAAUUCA
This is a messenger RNA of Callithrix jacchus (white-tufted-ear marmoset), 13997 nucleotides long. It is a transcript of the gene HOOK3, whose product is annotated as hook microtubule tethering protein 3. The record is from RefSeq and is a predicted model, not a curated record. Lineage: Eukaryota; Metazoa; Chordata; Mammalia; Primates; Cebidae. Gene Ontology annotation, cellular component: cytoplasm; centrosome. Gene Ontology annotation, molecular function: dynein light intermediate chain binding; microtubule binding. Gene Ontology annotation, biological process: cytoplasmic microtubule organization; cytoskeleton-dependent intracellular transport.